UUUUAUUUAUUUUUUUUUAGUCAUAACGCGACACUAUUCAAGUCGUCAUUUCAUUUUUUGAACUUGAUUGCCUCUUUUCGCUGCCUAUUCUCUGUAUAUUUGCUGCCUAUGGAAACAUGUUCAACAACUUUUCAACAACUUCUCAAUAUUUGUUACUGUGAAGGCGGAGUUUCUUCUUUUACUAUAAGUAUAUUAAACAACUCCAAAUCUUCAAGCUUUAUGGCUUUGGUCAAGAAACAAAAGUCUCCUCAAGGCUGGAUUGAAACAGUACCUACAGCAGCAACAACAGAAGAAAAUGGUGAAGAGGAGGAAAAAGUAAAACGCCUUGAAGAACUUUCUAGUAGUGAUAAAAAAAUAGAGCAGAGCAUUCAGAUUGGCACCAAAUACGUGAAUAGCCAACUCCAUUGGGAAAAACAAUUAGAAGAUGAAUUUACUUCAACAGAAUUUGCAAAAUUAAAAGAUUAUCAAAAUAAACGACAACUAUUAAUUUUUACCCCAGCAAUUCCAACAACUUUUAAAAAUGUUGUUAAAUUUAAACAUUUAAUAAAAUGGAAAAGUUGUGAUGAAAAUAAAAUUUUGACAACAUUAAAAAAUGAUUUGGAAAGUGGAAAAGUAGAGGACGACAAAAUUCAAAAUUUAACGGAAGAUGGAAAAACUACAGCAUCAUUAAUUUUUAAAAAUAAUUUACUCCAACAAAAUUUAAAUAAUAAAAUUAUUUGGAGAAAUUCAGUAAAAGGUGAAGAAUGGCUAAAAUUGGGCGAAAAUAGGCUUUGGGCUAAUAAACAACCAACAGGGCUUUGGAUUGAUUUACAGGAUCUCGAGUUUGAUCAUCAUUGGCUUUUUACAAAAUCAGAAUCAGCAGAAAGAGAAUUAGUUUCGGCUUAUGAUGCUUGGGUAGAAGUACAUCAACAAGUUUUGAAUUUAAUCAAAAAAUGGUUGCUGUUGAGAGAACAAAAAGACGAAGUGGAAGGGGAACUUGAAGAGGCAACAAGGUAA
Messenger RNA from Meloidogyne enterolobii, 996 nucleotides. NCBI's taxonomy places the organism in Eukaryota, Metazoa, Nematoda, Chromadorea, Rhabditida, Meloidogynidae. The record is from the annotation of a GenBank genome assembly.